Molecule: messenger RNA, 5068 nt
Organism: Polypterus senegalus (gray bichir)
Lineage: Eukaryota; Metazoa; Chordata; Cladistia; Polypteriformes; Polypteridae
Gene: lamc3
Product: laminin, gamma 3
Exons: 28
Coding region: 78-4769 (1563 amino acids)
Source: RefSeq, a predicted model, not a curated record
AUGCGCAGGGACUAGGAGGACGAGGACACUUCUGGAACCACUUGGAUGUCUUGGUUUACUUUUACUUCUUCGUCACUAUGGUCAAUGCGGCAUUCUGGCAGCUCCAGCUCCUGCUGCUUCAGCUCUCUGCUGUUUUAGGUGGCAUGGAGUCCUGUGUUGAUGAACGGGGUCACCCCCAGCGGUGCCUCCCAAAAUUUGAGAAUGCUGCUUUCAAUAAAACCUUGAUGGCGUCCAACACCUGCGGCGCCCCUGCGGAGGACUACUGCAGGCAGACUGGACCGAUCAGAUCUUGUCACCGGUGUGAUGCCACAGAGGCUGCUCUCCACCAUAAUGCCACCUACCUGACCGACUUCCACAGUGAUGAGGACCCCACCUGGUGGCAGAGCCAGUCCAUGUUUUUUGGGGUGCAGCAUCCCAAUUCAGUGAACCUGACCCUGCAUUUAGGUAAAUCCUAUGAAAUUAGUUACAUCCGGCUGAAAUUUCACACGAGUCGUCCAGAGAGCUUUGCCAUUUACAAGCGGACUCACGACGGGGGUCCCUGGAUCCCCUACCAGUUCUACAGCGCGUCCUGCUUGAAGACGUAUGGUAAAAGCAACCGGGGGUUCAUCCAAGUCGGGGAGGACGAGCAGCAGGCCACAUGCACUGAUGAGUUCAGCGACAUCUCACCCCUCACCGGAGGCAAUGUGGCCUUUUCGACUUUGGAAGGUCGACCAAGUGCCUACAACUUUGACCAAAGCCCGGUGCUCCAGGAAUGGGUGACCGCCACAGAUCUCUUGGUUUCCUUGAACAGGCUCAACACCUUCGGAGACGAGUUCUUCAAAGAUCCCAAAGUCCUUCAAGCCUACUAUUACGCUGUGUCAGACUUCUCAGUGGGUGGCAGGUGCAAAUGCAACGGCCACGCGAGUGACUGUGUCCUCGAUGAAAGAGGAUGGCUGGUCUGCGACUGUCAGCACAACACUGCAGGUGUAGACUGUGACAAAUGUCAGCCAUUCUACCACGACAGGCCCUGGGCACGGGCAACUGCUGACUCAGCUAACGAGUGCCUGGCCUGCAACUGCAGUGGGAGGUCCGAGGAGUGUGUGUUUGACGCUGAGCUGUACCGGAGCCAAGGACAUGGUGGCCGAUGUUUGAACUGCCGUGACAACACUGAUGGUCCCAACUGUGAGCGCUGCCGGGAUGGCUUCUACCGUACACACCCCAAGGACGUCUGUCACCCGUGUAACUGCAGCAUUCUGGGAUCCACGAGCCUUCAGUGUGACAGUGACGGACGCUGUGUCUGCAAAGCCAACGUGACUGGAGAGAAAUGUGACCGCUGCCAGCCGGGACAUCACUCACUCUCGGCGUCCGGCUGCCGGCAGUGUGACUGCCACCCAGUAGGCACCACAGGCUUCUGCAGCCCACUUAAUGGACAGUGCCUCUGUAAGAAGAACGUGGAGGGCUACACCUGUGACAGAUGCAAGCCUGGAACCUUCAACUUGGACCCUGAGAACCUCGCGGGCUGCACAGAGUGCUUCUGCCAUGGACAUUCGGCCAUCUGCCAGUCGGCACCGGGGUACUCUGUAUACAGGAUCGCUUCAAACUUCACAGAAGGAGCGGAUGGCUGGUUGAGCGAGCGGGCAGAUGGGAGCGAAUCUCUGCUUGUGUGGAACGAAGGUGGGCUUCAUUUAAACACAAGUGGAGAAGAUCAACCUGGAUUCUUCAAAGCACCAGAAAAGUUUCUGGGGGACCAGCAGCUGAGCUACGGGCAGCCCUUCUCCAUCACAUUCAGUGGAAAUGGAGGGCACCUCAUCCCAAGAAAUGUGAUGCUGGUCAUUGAGGGCCCAGCAGCAAUGGUGACGGCACAUCUUCCCAGGCCAGAGAGUGUCCAUUCUGCAGGGACCUUUGUCUUCAGACUUCAUGAGGACGAAGUUGGCAUACAGGAGGCUCCUUUAUCAUCUCAGGGAUUUCGUCAGAUCCUGUCCAACCUCACAGCAAUAAAAAUAAGUGGCACCAGAGGAAGUAAUGGUAGCACCUGGCUUUCUGAAGUGAGCCUGCUCUCCGCCACCCCUGGUCAUUUUCCUCCAGCCCUGUGGGUAGAGGAGUGCACUUGUCCCCAGGAGUACACCGGCCGGCUGUGUGAAAAGUGCGCACCAGGGUAUAAACGGGAGAUCCUGAAUGGCGGACCUUCUGGCCUCUGCGUGCCAUGUACCUGCCACCAGCAUGGGAUCUGCCACCCUGACACCGGAGUCUGCCAGUGCUGGGACAACACCACCGGGCCUGCCUGUGAGCGAUGCUUAGACGGCUUCUAUGGUGACCCUUUGGCGGGAAAGCCCUCUGACUGCCAGCUGUGCCCAUGUCCAGGCCAGUCCAGCUGUGCCAUUAUACCUGUGAGUGGGGAACUGGUCUGCACCAACUGCCCUUUGGGACAGCGAGGUGUUCGUUGUCAGCUGUGUGAUGACGGUUUCUAUGGUGAUCCACUGGGAAUCCACGGUGUGGCCAGGCCUUGCCAGCAGUGCCAGUGCAAUGGGAAUGUGGACCCAAAUGCUGUCGGAGUGUGUGACCACGUGGGCGGCGGCUGCCUCAAGUGUUUGCACAACACCGAGGGCGCGCGCUGUGAGCGCUGUCGAGAAGGCUACUACGGGAAUGCGCUACACUUCUACAAGUGCAAACCUUGUAACUGCAGCUCAGCGGGGUCCAUCACUUUGGAAAGAGGCUGCCACCUGGAGACGGGACAGUGCCCUUGCCUGAAUCUGGUGGCCGGACGAGAUUGUGGUCAGUGUGAAAUGGGCUCCUUCAACCUGCAGCCUGGGAUCGGCUGCCAGAGGUGUAACUGCAGUCUGAUUGGCUCUUUGUCGCCUGCCUGCCAUCCCAUCUCCGGGCAAUGCCAGUGCCAGCCAGGAGUUGAAGGCCUGAAGUGCACAGUUUGCCGGAGAGGAUUCUUCAGCUUCUCUUCUCGGGGCUGCAGAGCUUGCAACUGCUCUCCUAUGGGCUCCGUCAUCAUGCAGUGUCACAACAAUGGAACCUGCGUGUGUCGCCAGGGCUUCACGGGAUACAAGUGUGACCAGUGCCAGGUCAACUUCUUCAACGACAGAACAACUCACCAGUGUGAAGAGUGUCCUGUGUGUUAUGGCCUGGUUCUCCAUGAAGCAGAUAAGCUGAAAGGCAAACUGCAGCGAGUGGAGCGGCUGCUGCAGACCUACGAGUGCCGACACUGGAGAGGCUUCGACGAGCGCCUGUUGCAGGGGGAUUCGCCGCAGAGCAAUUCGCUGGAGGAUCUGCUGGCGGUGCAAGAUGCCAGGGAUGCUUUUGUGCAGCAGUUCACAAGCCUGCAGGGGGCAGUAGUGAGCGUGCAGACUCGGCUGCAGAUGAUCCACCUGAAAGUGAACUGCAGCCUGGGAGGAAGUGGUAGGCUCUGCAGCUCUCUGGCGGUGGUCAGCAGAGCUCUGGGUGCCACGCAACAAGAGCUGGAGAAAGCAGUGGAGACUCUGGGUGGCAUGGUAAUCAGUGGGGGUCUUCCCGAUGAGUCUGAGCCAUGGGCUGCAUAUGCAGAUGAAUCCCGCCUGUUAGCUGCCAGCCACCGUCAAACUGCAGAAUCCAUUGAACUUGUAGCCAGAACGGCUCUUAGGACAUCGAACGAGACCUUCAUCCUGCUGGCAGAGACCCUGGAGGACAACUCGAGUGCGGAAUGCUUCAGGGAGCUGAGCCAACGACUUCUCACGAUGCAAGCAGCUAAGAAGAACAUCACAAACACCAUUGGAGACCUUCAGUCUGCAGCCACAAGCGUCCAUGAAGAAGUGCAGGAGAAGAUCAGCAAUGGACUUCAUAAUGUCACCAGCAGGGAAACUGAGGAAUUACCAUGUCCUGAUCACUUGAGAAACGAGACGCUCGAGCUGGAGGAGCUCCUUCAAUCCAAAGAUGAGCUCAUCAAUCAAGCACUGCUGGAUAUCAAGCCACACGCAGACCUGCUCUCCACAGAGAGGCACCGUCACGCACAGCUGUCCCACCGUGCCCAGCAGGCUCAAGGCAAAGCAGAGGGUGCGCUGCUGAAGGUCAGAGAGGUGGAAACAGAAGCCCAAAGCUUGGUGAAGGAGCUGCAAGAAAUGAAGAAAGGAUGGCACCAGAAGAAAACGCAGACAAAAAUGGCCAUGAAGAAGGUGCAAGUGGUGAAGGACAAAAUCCUGGCGGACACAACAAGGAAGACCAGGCUGGUCAAGCGGCAACUCCUGAUUACUGGCGGCAACUCCACGGCCGCCAAUGUGAAAGCGCAGGGGGCUCAGGGCACAGCCGUCCAGGCGGCAUCUGAUGCACAGGAACUUCUCUCUCAGGCAAAGAAAAUCAAGAGAGAGACGAGCGAGAUGAACUCGGCCAUCCUGGAGGAGCUGAGAGCCCAGGAGAUGAGAGGAACAGAGCUGAGGAGAGCAAUGGAGGAGAGGGACGAGAUUGCAGGAGCUGUGCUGCAGGCCCAGGACAGCAUGAGAUCGGCAGCGCUCUCCUUGGAGCAGCAAUCCCGAGUGCUCAGGGAGCUCCUGGUACAAAUAAACUCGAGCCAGGAAAGCGCAGAUCUGGAGAGCCUCCUGAAUGAAACCGCUAGCCAGCUGGAGGUCCUGCGGCAAAAAGUGCAGAGCGAGCCGCUGGGCUUGAAGAUCACCGCGCUGGAGGAGGCGGCGAAGCGGCAGGACGAGCAGAUAAGACAAGUCGAGCAGGACAUCGUAGAGAUCCUGGAGGAGAAGCUCAGCCUGGAGGACAUCGUCCGAAAUGUGCCGUCCGGCUGCACCAAGUCGCCCCAGUGAGCGGCCUCGUUUGUCGCUCGCUCGAGUCACAGCGCGCGACACUUGUGACGUCAGCAGACUCUCGAAUGCCAGUCACAGCGCCCGGUGGGGGGGCACCUCGGCCUUUUUGGCUUCUCUUGUAAAGCUGCUUUGCGAUGGCAGAAGGAACCGAAAAACCGGCGGUUUCUUAGGACAGAUGGGAGCGCGGCCUGCUGCGAGUCUUAGAACGGCCAUCGAAAUAAAAGUACAAGACACUUCUGUUAGAAUUUCAAGUUUUAAAUUACUUUAAGAUGGGUAUUUAAUAAAUUGAAGUAGUCGAA